AUGAUAGACCAUGUAUUGGGUCGACCAUCUUCAAAGUCAAGGCGACUUCAAGUCUUGGCUGUGCUAUCCAUAUGGUCCUUUUAUUUGUACAGAGGACACAAACAUGGACCUCCCGGGGCACAAGCAAUCUCCAAAUUCUUCACCAAGCGCCUUACUGCAUGGCAAAUAUCUGCCUUGACGAUCAUCUACCUUUAUGCUGCUCGAAACUUCAGCGCCCUCGUUGGCCUGGCUAGUCCAGAGCCGAUGGCCAACAUGUACGACACUACAUACUUCCGCGCAACAUGGGUUUUAACCGCGUUGGAUGCUGGAUUCUGGACGGCGAUGAAGAUCAAAGUCAAGUGGAUCAGGGACCUGGCGAGCAUAUUCUUCUCGCUCUUUUACCUCGUGGCGGCAGAACGUGCGGAUGAAAAGGUCCGCAAGGUCCGAGGAAUGAUCACCGUUGACCAUCUGCGUGUUGCUUGGAAUAAAGGCACAACGCCAUAUUUGAGCGUUCUACAGAGACUGAUGCGGCCCCGAUUCACAAGGUGGCCGCCAAGGCAAAUCCGCAUUCCCCGACCAGCAAACAGUGAUUACAAAGAGCCCGUCAUGGGCUGGCUGUACUACGACGGGCCGUUGGCGGACUUGCUGCAUCACAAUAGACUUGUACUGGAUGUUCCCGGCGGAGGUUUUGUCGCCAUGGAUCCCCGAUGCAACGAUGACAAGCUGCUUGCCUGGGCGUCGAAAUCCGGACUGCCGAUUCUCAGUUUGGACUACAAGAAAGCACCAGAAUUUCCCUACCCCUACGCCGUCAACGAAAUAUUUGACGUGUAUGAUGCCAUUAUCAAUACAAAAGGACGCUGCAUUGGCAUGUCAGGCUUGGAGACGCCUCGAAUUGUUAUAACUGGUGACAGUGCCGGAGCUAAUUUGGCUGUUUCUGCGACCUUGAUGAUUCUCGAGACCAGCAACGGGGAGUUUCGAAGAUUUGGCGGCCGGGGAUCCCUGCCAGCCCCGGAUGGCUUGGUUUGCUUCUAUCCUGCACUGGAUAUGAAUAUCGGAAACUGGAUGACGGACGAGCAAAUGUCCUUGAUUAGAGACCGAAAGAUGCGCAAGACUAAUAGAUCUAUUGCCAGACGUAAGAGCAUGCAAUACAAUCAACUGGUAGGAACACCUCAUCACUCAGAAGACGAAGACGAAAUCACUCCCCCGGAAUCAAGUGCCAACCUCCCCAGGAGCCCGCAUGACUGCCAGCCUCAGUUCUCUCACAGCGGCCCUCAGACUCUAACCCCUAGCAAGGAGAAGGAGAAGGCGAAGGAAAAGGACAAGGAGAAGGAGAAGGCAAAAGAUGGAGGGGAGAAAAAGGAUAGCAUGUCUCAUCACUCGCAGCCCAUGCAGACCCGCCUCGCGACGUCCUCAAUGAUCUCCUAUUUUAAUGACAGAGUUCUGACCCCCGAGAUGAUGCGAGCUAUGAUUAUUCUUUAUAUUGGACCACACAAUCGGCCCGACUUCUCGCAAGACUACCUGUUAAGCCCCGUUCUCGCGCCCGAAUCACUCCUUGCCAAGUUUCCGAAAACCUACUUCAUGACCGGUGAACGAGAUCCCCUGGUGGACGACACUGUUAUUUUUGCGGGCCGCCUGCGCCGCGCCAAAGAAGCUUUGGCAAGGGAGCAAAAUCGCCCAUUUGAUGACACCGAGGCUGCUGAAGUCGCGCUCAUUCCCGGUGUCUCUCACGGGUUCAUGCAAUUCCCGGGUAUCUAUCCGCCUGCGUGGAAACACUUUGACCGCUGUGUUGUCUGGUUCGAACAGCUCUUCCUCGACGCGGAGCAUGUGAGAACUAAACAUCAACGGCCGGCUCUUCUCUCUCCCCGCAUCGAUAGGGUGGCAUACCAUAACCAGCAACGUCAGCAUCACCAACACCACAUGGCAGAGUCCAGCGGUGACGAGGAUAAACCGUUAGAGAUUAGCAUGACCAAGCUAAAUAGAGGACGAAGCUCGACUGUGUCUGGGGGUGCAGAAAAGGCUGAGCUGGUGCCGAACGGGAAGAGCGAUGGUGGCACAUCGAAGCCGAAGAAGAGGAUACUGAGCAAGAACAAGAGCCUGAUUAAGUUGAAGAGCACGGAUGAUUUGUUAAACAGGAGAAUGGAAGGACUGGCAGGUGGCUUGACGGGGACAGGAGAGGAGAAUUAA
Molecule: messenger RNA, 2163 nt
Organism: Pochonia chlamydosporia 170
Lineage: Eukaryota; Fungi; Ascomycota; Sordariomycetes; Hypocreales; Clavicipitaceae
Product: lipase
Exons: 2
Coding region: 1-2163 (720 amino acids)
Biological process (GO): triglyceride catabolic process
Cellular component (GO): cytosol
Molecular function (GO): triacylglycerol lipase activity; sterol ester esterase activity
Source: RefSeq, a predicted model, not a curated record